Lutzomyia longipalpis is the source of this 5697-nucleotide messenger RNA. RefSeq names its product disheveled-associated activator of morphogenesis 1 (gene DAAM). The record is from RefSeq and is a predicted model, not a curated record. Gene Ontology annotation, molecular function: actin binding; small GTPase binding. Bases 1211 to 4609 code for a protein of 1132 amino acids. Lineage: Eukaryota; Metazoa; Arthropoda; Insecta; Diptera; Psychodidae. The transcript is spliced from 10 exons. Gene Ontology annotation, biological process: actin cytoskeleton organization; positive regulation of actin filament polymerization.
GUCUUCUUUGGGCUCUUACACAUGACAAUGAAUUUAUUUAAAAAUUCACUUUUUCUUUAAAUUUUUAUUCUCUCAACGAAAAAAGAUACACCACGCUGCGUGAAGCUGAAAAAAAAUGUCGAGAUGACUCGCCGGGAAUUGAUAGUCGCGUCUUCCAUUAAACGCCCACCAGCUCCACCUUGUCUGGUUCUCCUCUUGAGGCUGCAUUUUGCCCCGGAUGUUCUCAGAAGACAGAAGAAUUCUUUAUAUCUUUUUCCCUUUAAAAUCUUUUAUUAAGUAUAUAAGCUAAAUAUUUUUUGAGACAUCCGUGAUUAUUUUAUUUCCCAUGAUUUCUGUGAUUUUUUUCUUCUUCUUAAAUAGUUCCGGAGAGCUUGGUUAUACCUCUGAUACCUUUCAUGCGAGCCCAGUCUGCCGGUAACUCCCAAGGUGUUUGGCUCUUUGUCCCCCUGCCAUCAUAAUACCCAUCGCGUUUGCUAUACCGCGGAAGUGAUGAACCACGCAACAUUUUUAUUGUGAAAAGAAAUACCAAUAAGUGGAGGAAAACCCCCAAAGAGAGAUGUGUUCUGAUUGAGUGAGAAAAGCAAAAAAGUGAGAAAAAAUAAGACAAGGAUAAUGGCAUUCCCUGUGCAGAGUACGCAAGUCGGGCAAGGAGUUUUCCACAAAUUGUUUUGACUGUGUGUGUGUGUGUGUGUGUGAAAAGUGAUUUUCCCGUCAAUGUGGGGUGGUGGCUGAAUGCCCACAAACAACACUGGAUGUAUUUUAUUGAUCCAGAAAAGUGCGACGCAUAGUGACUCAAAGAGAGAACAAAUCAUCACAAUUUUUUUCAAGUUUUCCUUCCUCUCUUCAUUGGAUCCCAUCUGAAUUUUCCAUCAUCAUCAUCUGUGGAAAUUUACCGAAGACACACAACAACAGCACCACAACUAAAAGGCAAAGAGAUCCACUCUAAGUGGCUUUUCGCUUAAGCAGAAAAUGCUUUAUUGGCACCUCCAAGUCUUCUGCACCAUUGAUCCGUGAAAAUAUUUAUAAACUCUCCUAAAGCAACAAGUGAGAGAAGACAUUUCGAGAGAAGGGACUUCCAUCGUGUCCCAUCAAUCUCAGUGGGAUCACAUCACGUCUCCCAGAUAUUGCCUGCUGGACAACAGGAGGUCAGGGUGCCAAUACAUCCGGCAAUUUAACAGCCCUCCAUCGAUUCUACAAGGCAAAUCGCAAAAUGCCAGCUUUUCGGGGACGUCGCGGACUUUGUGGAUGUCUUCAGGAUGAUGAACCACCGGAGAUUUGUGUGGUCGAGGGUGCAUUCACACUGCAGACAAUCACACCGACACAACCAAUGCCGGCUAUUGAUGAGCUGGAUGCCAAAUUUGCAGAGCUCGUUGAGGAAUUGGAUCUCACGGCACCCAAUAAGGCUGCCAUGCUGAGUCUUCCGGCGCAGAAGAAGUGGCAGAUCUACUGUUCGCGCAAAAGUCAUCAGGAUGAGGGGGCAACGGUGACGUCAGUUCCACCAACACCUGAGCACUACAUCGAUCGCCUCCGGGACAUGUCGACGCAACUCAUGACACAGCCCGAGGAUUCACCGUGCCAUGAGUACAAUUUCAAGAUUGAGACGCACACAGCACAGCUGGAUGCCCUCAAGACAGCCCUCCGUACAUCCGCUCACAGUUUCGUCCUGCGCUUCGUGGAACUCAAUGGGCUCGUUGUGCUGCUGGAUCUCCUGCAGAAUCUCGACUGGCGCGUGGCUAAUAGUGGUGUCCACACCAGCCUCAUUGGGUGCAUUAAAGCCCUCAUGAAUAACACCACUGGUCGUGCUCAUGUAAUGGCACACCCCACGAGUAUUGAUACAAUUGCACGAUCCCUAGCGGCAGACAAUGUGAAGACAAAAGUCGCCGCCCUGGAGAUCCUGGGAGCUGUCUGUCUCGUACCCGGUGGUCACAAGAAGGUUCUCGUUGCAAUGCAUCACUUCCAGAAAUUCGCAGCUGAACGAACACGCUUCCAGAGCAUCAUCAACGAUCUCGAUCGCUCAACGGGAGCCUACAGGGAUGAUGUGAAUCUCAAGACGGCCAUUAUGUCCUUCAUCAAUGCCGUCCUGAACUACGGCCCGGGGCAAGAGAAUCUGGAAUUUCGCCUCCAUUUGCGCUAUGAAUUUCUCAUGCUGGGCAUUCAGCCGGUGAUUGAGAAGCUGCGGAAGCAUGAGAAUGAAACCCUCGAUAGGCAUUUGGACUUCUUCGAAAUGGUCCGUACUGAGGAUGAGAAGGAACUCUCCCGGAAAUUUAGUCAUGAGCAUGUGGACACCAAGAGUGCAUCGGCAAUGUUUGAAGCCAUCCGAAGGAAGCUCAGCCAUUCAUCUGCAUAUCCCCACCUUAUGUCGCUUCUUCAACACAUGCUCCUACUUCCAUUCACCAGCGCCAAUAAUCAGCACUGGCUUAUGUUUGAUCGGGUAGUUCAGCAAAUCAUCCUCCAGACAGAUGCUCGUCCACCCAGUGACAUUGAUCCAGAUCAAAUGAGCACCCCAAAGCCACAAGAUCCCGACAUAGCACCCCUCACGAUUGAUGUGAAGAAAAUUGUGAAGCUCCUUGUGAAGGAGGAAGAACUAACAGCUGCCAGGGCACGAGCUGAGGAGCUGGAGAAGGAGAAUCUCGACUGUCAGGCUAAGUUGGCAAAGAAGGAGCAUGAAUUGGAUUUGCGUACGCAGGAGAAAGAAGAUCUCGACACGAGUCUCGCACGAAUGCGUGAGAGGCUCGAGAAGGAGAGUGCCAAUCAUUCACAGGCUGUCCAGAGGGCACUCAAUGCUGAGAUGCGUGUGGAGGAUUUGCAGCAUCGGUACAUGCAGGAGCAACAGGAGCGUGUUCGCCUUGAGCGUCUAGUCACGGAGGGAAGUAUUCCGGAUGAUCAGAAGGUUGCUGGUCUCCAUGGAUGCAAUGGGCAGGCAUCACCACCGACGAGUCCCAAGGCUGCUGCUGCUCCUCCACCACCACCUCCCCUUCUGCCAAUGCCACCACCUCCACCACCGGGUGCACCACCACCACCCAUGCCAAUGUCUGCAUGCCCAGCACCCGCAUCAGCUAAGUUCGAGCUGCCAAAGAAGAACGUGCCACAGCCGUCGAAUCCCCUCAAGAGCUUCAACUGGUCAAAGUUGCCGGAUGCCAAAGUCAAUGGGACCAUCUGGAAUGAGCUCGAUGAAUCCAAAUGGUACAGCACAAUGGGCCUCGAAGAUAUUGACAAACUUUUCUCAGCAUACCAAAAGAAUGGAGUUACAAAUGAUGGAUCAAUUGAAGAUUUGCGCAUGAUUGGGAAGAAUCGGACUAAAAUACUCUCAGUGAUUGAUGGACGACGCGCUCAGAACUGCACGAUCCUCCUGAGUAAGCUCAAAAUGUCCGAUGAGGAGAUAAGCAAGGCCAUCCUCUCCAUGGAUUCCAGUGAGCAGCUUCCCAUUGAUAUGGUGGAACAACUGCUGAAGUUCACGCCAUCGGCAGAGGAGAGAGCCCUCCUGGAUGAGCACACAGAAGAUAUUGAAUCCCUGGCUAGGGCUGAUCGAUUCCUCUUUGAGAUCUCCAAAAUCCCCCACUAUGAGCAACGACUGAGGAGUUUGCACUACAAGAAGCGCUUCCAUGUGACCGUCAAUGAGGUUUCCCCACGCUUAACCAGCGUUAUGGAGGCAUCGCGUGAAGUAACACGCUCACGGCGACUCCGGAAGCUCCUGGAGAUUGUCCUUGCACUGGGUAACUACAUGAAUCGCGGUGCACGUGGCAAUGCUUCCGGAUUCCGCCUGGCAUCCCUCAAUCGUCUUGCAGACACAAAAUCCAGUUCGGUGAAGGGUACAACCCUUCUGCACUACCUCGUGCAGAUUGUGGAGAAAAAAUUCAAGGAUCUCCUGAAGCUCGAUGAGGAUCUACCGCACAUCAGGGAAGCUAGCAAGGUGUCUCUCGGGGAAAUGGAUAAGGACAUAUCAAUGCUGAGGAGUGGCCUGGCGGAGGUUACGCGUGAAAUUGAAUUUCAACGAAGCUCCGGAAGCCCUCAGAGUGGAGAUCGUUUCCUGCCGGUUAUGUGUGAAUUCCAUGCACAAGCAACGGUUCGAUUGGCAGAAUUGGAAGAUAAAUUCCAAGAUAUGAAGACGAGAUUCGAUCGUGCCGUACGCCUAUUCGGUGAGGAUGGUGCUGUUGUGCAGCCCGAUGAAUUCUUCGGGAUCUUCGAUGCAUUCUUGAUUGCCUUCACGGAGGCACGGCAGGACAAUGAGAACUUUAAGCGUCGCCAAGAGGAGGAAGAAAAGCGCGCCAAACAGGAAGCAGAGCUGAAGAAACGCACAAUUGAACGGAAAUCCAAGGAAGGUGGCAUCCUGAGUUCCAUGGCGAAGAAUCUUGGGCUAAAAUCCUCCAAUAGCCCCACAAAGGGUGGCGCCACUGCGACGGACAACAAAGGGGAAUUUGAUGAUUUGAUCUCAGCCCUAAGGACGGGAGAUGUCUUCGGGGAGGACAUGGCCAAGUUCAAGCGUUCCCGGAAAACGCGUGUCUCCACCCCAGCGGCCACGAGCAAUGGCAACGGAACAUCCCCACCUGUGAGAAACAGUUACCAUCGCGAGGAUAGUCGCGAGAGGAGUGGACUUGGUCGAAGACAGUAGAAAAUGGCGCCAAAUCCCCAACAACAUUUCUAAAAAUUAACUUAAUCGUGUUUUUAAUGUAAAAUUUGUAGUGCUGACGGGUAAAAGCUUCGCUCAAUUUUUUCCUCCAAUACCCUCCCCCACACACAUUACAUAAUAUAUUAAAAUCCCUCCCAAAAAUUUAUUUCGGUGCUACUUCUUUGAGGUAAAAAUUUCCUAAAAAAGCCGAGAAAGAGAAAAUUCUCACGCUCAGAUUUUAAUCGUUUCUUUAUGAAAAAAAACUCUUAUUAGAAAGAAACAAUAAAAAUAAACAGACGAUAAUUUAUAAUUUUAGCAUAGACUUGUAGGUUAUUGAAAAAAAAUUACGUGUAAUUUCUUUUUGUAUUUUAUAUCAAUAUAAUUAUAAGAAAGAAAGAAAAAACAACAAUGAAGCUUCUAAGAAAAAUGCAGAACAAGACUGGUCCAUAAAAUGCCAACGAGAAAUUUUUUUAGCAAUUUUUUUAUGCAUAAAGAAAGAUUUUUCCGGAUACUUUUUUCUAUUCUCAGUGUUCUCUCAUUUUCAGAGAUUUCCUUUCACAGAAAUUUCCACCACUUUUCCCUAAUUUCACGCAGGAAAAACUCUUUUAACUUUCCUUCUUAUACGUAAAAUAUUUUUGUAUAUAAUUGUAUAAAAAAAUAUAAGAAUUUUUUGUCUUUGUCUCUCUCUCAUCUUGAGAGCCAUACAAAUUUUUUAUAAAUGAAAAAAAAUGCAUUUUGAGAUAGAAUUUUACAUUGAGUGUGAAGAAGAAGACAAAAAAUGAUGGAAAAUAAUGGAACAAAAUGGUCAGGCAAAUUUUUUGAGCAUUGCGGACUUGUGAUUUUAUUACUUUUUCCCCCAGGUGUGGUUGUCACGAACGAACAUUUUCACCGCGGACAAAUUGAGAUUAAAGAUGAAAAUGAAGAUGCGCGCGCGAAGGCACUUUUAUCGUGUUAACGAGUUCACAAUAAAAUUUUCUUUCAUAAAAAAAAUGUAGAAUGAGAAAGAAUUUUUGAAGGUUCUCUUCUGUUAUUGUAUACUCUAUUGAAUCAAUUUUACUUAAUAAAAUUAUAAAUUGAAUGAAAUUUACAAA